This is a messenger RNA of Epinephelus fuscoguttatus (brown-marbled grouper), 2597 nucleotides long. RefSeq names its product G-2 and S-phase expressed 1 (gene gtse1). The coding region runs from base 139 to 2370 and encodes 743 amino acids. Gene Ontology annotation, molecular function: microtubule binding. The transcript is spliced from 12 exons. Gene Ontology annotation, cellular component: microtubule cytoskeleton; cytoplasmic microtubule. The record is from RefSeq and is a predicted model, not a curated record. Lineage: Eukaryota; Metazoa; Chordata; Actinopteri; Perciformes; Serranidae.
UUUGAAUUGUUUGUGUGGUUUUGUGUUUUCGUGUCGCCGUUUGAAAGCUGAGAGGAAAACAAGGUUUGAGAGUUUUCAGAGGAAGUUAAGGUCUGAUCCGGAUCAAUCAGUCCCCCACAGAGAAGAACCAACAGCGGGAUGGACUGUCGAGCUAACAGCGAUCUGUUCCUACUGACCGAUGAGAAGUUUGACUUCGAUGUUUCUCUGUCACCUGCCAGCUCCAAAGGUGAUGAAGAUGAAGAUGAGGUGUUUGUGGGUCCGGUCAGCCACAAGGAGAGGUGUAUCUCUGUAAAUGUGGCGUCUCGGCUUGAGGACGGUGGUGGUGAUGUGCGGGUGAGCUGGAGUCCGCUGAGUGGAGAUCAGCUGGAGGCUGUGUGUCAGGAAGCCCACAGACUAGCCAACCAGCUGCAGUGCAGUGAGGUGAGCCAGCCACGCGGCAAGGACGACAAGACCAGCAAUACGACCACAGACACGGCAGCUGACAGGGAUGAGUUCGUCCAGGAUGCCGAGGCCAAGCUGGGUGUGCUCGAUCAGACCGCCAGGGUGCUCAGUCCCAUCAAACGGCAGACCUUCUGUGUGCAGGACAGUCCCAUGAAGCAGCUGCCUCCAGCUGUCCAGCGCCAGCUGCUGAGAGGAAGUAGCGCCAACACAGCUUCAUCCACCCGCCCUGCCAACAUGACUUCAUCCACUCGCCGCGCCAGCACAGCUUCAUCCACCCGCUCCGCCAACUCCGCUUUAUCCACCCGCCCCACUGCCAGUGCCAGACUCAGCACCUCCAGCCCUGUGGUCGGGGUCAAGCCUCAGCCCAGGACUGGGCUGCGAGGAAAAGCCCCGCUGGGCGUUGGCAUUGUGCUCCCGAGCAAACCGGCUGCUCCAACAACUUCCUGUUCAGCCAGCAAGAGCAAAGUGGACAAAACCAGACUACAACCACCGGGCAAAGCCGUGGGAGGUUGGAGGCGGAGCCCGUCCUCUCGCUCCUCCAGCAGGGCGGGGUCAUGUGAGGAUCUGCUCUCCGAUUCAGCGAGCGUGGCAUCUGACAUCAGUGACUCCUCCCUCAACUCCAGCAUGCUGGGAAAACGCACGCUAGCUCCGCCCACCACGAGUGCUGUGAGGAACCUGUCAGGUGUGAAAGCUCCGCCCCUUCAGAGGAGGAGGAUGACAGAGAGCAGGAACACGUCAUCGUCCUCUUCAUCAAUGUCCAGCUUCAACUCCAGCAUCUCUCUGUCCCCCGCUAAAGGUAAACUGAACUCCUCUAUGAACCGGAGUGUGAGCGCCUCCACUGGCCCCGCCCCCAGCAGCAUCAGUAAACCAACAAAUCAAAGCAGGCCGCGCCGCUCCACUGUCUACGCCACCGCAGAGCCAACGUCCUCCACUGCUGGCCGCCGUUCGCUUUCCGCACAGACCAGGAAGCUGUCCGAGGUGGAGCGUGUCAAAGCCACUAAGUCCACACCGCUGAAGAAAACUGAGGCCACGCCCCUCAAGCUGACGCCCAGCAAGAAAGUUUUGGAGAGGUCCGCCUCUAUCCCCACCUCGACCUCAGCCCGGACACAGAGCGGAUUGAAGACCAAAUCCAAACCAGAGGCUCUGGUCCUACCGACACCCAGCGGAGGAGUCAGAGGAGUCCGACCAGGAGACGACGCCUCAAAGAUGUUGAAGCCAAAGAGGCUGAUGUCAGUGAGCAGCAUGGACAGUCUUCCUCGGAAGGCCUCUGCUGGUCCUCUGACGCCCUCUGCUGGCAGCUGCAGGUCACUGCAGGCGAAGGCGCGCCGUCCCUCCGCCCUCCCCACCCCAGUGAAGCGCAGGAUAUCCGCCAUCCCCGUUGCCACGCCCUCCAACCAGACCCGGACCACCAGACCGCCACCCACCUCUGACUCCGCCCCCGCCCCCACCCCAAACCCCGCCUCGGCCAGGAGAGAGAGAAGCUGCAGCCCCGCCCCCUCAGAAACACAGGAGGCGGAGCCUGUUGAUGCCCCUGAAAUCCAGCCCUUCUGUCUGGAGGAGGAGGAAGAGGAGGAGCAGCCCCCUGCUGUCCCACCCAGCCCUCCACAGCCCGACCAAUCAGAGAGCACAGAUACCGAAGCACUGAGUCAGGGUGAAUCAGAGCCCGUCAGGAACCUAAUUGAACUGGAAACUACAGAGGAGAGCAACAGCAAGACACAGGAGGUUCUCCUGUUGGAUCUUCCAGCUCCGACUCUGCAGCCUCAAGAGAAACUGCUCAUCGACUUGACCAACACCCCCGACCUGAUCCGGACCAGCAGCAAGACCUGCACCACAACGCAGCAGCUGAUCGACCUGAGCUCUCCGCUCAUCAAGUGGAGUCCAGAGGACAAGAGAGAGAACAACGCUCCACUCAUCAACCUGUCCUUCUGAUCCAGAUGGAUCUGAGGGUCUCUGCAGUGAACUGGACUCAGCAGGUUUCUGUCCCCAGAGACUGAUAAAUAUAAUCCAGUUAACGACAGAGUUUUAAUCAGAGAACUGAAGCAGAGUGUUGUUUUUAGAUGAUGAAAAUAUUCAAAGGUUUUCUGCACCUGAUUGUACUUUUAUUUGUCUCCGUCUCGCUGCUCUUAUUGAUGUCUGAAUAAAUGUUGUUAAUGUCA